Messenger RNA from Prorocentrum cordatum, 717 nucleotides. The record is from the annotation of a GenBank genome assembly. NCBI's taxonomy places the organism in Eukaryota, Dinophyceae, Prorocentrales, Prorocentraceae.
AUCAUUUUCCUCAUCAUCACGUAGCUGCAGGAGAAGUACUUGUGCUUUACUGAGGCCUCUACUGUGCCGGUUGCCGUCGCAGGUCUCCGCCGGGCAGAUUGGCCCGCACUGGCAAAGCGCUUGCAGGAGGUCAGCAAGAUGCACAACUUGUCCGCACACCCUGGCGUACGCCUUCCCGAGGUCAUCGAGGCGGCGGCCCCGGGUAACGCGUUAAAGCAGGCGGUUGCGCCUCAGCAGCCUGAUGGUCUCAAGGCUGCAGGACUCGGUGGCCUGAACGUUGACGCACCGGCAUUCACACUUCCAGUGGCCGGGUGGAUGGUCUUCUCAUUGCUCUCGACGGUCAUGCUCAUGCUCCUCAUCACGUGCCUUGUGUUGAAAAGCAUGGCAUCGUUGAGGUGCAGGCUCCAGCUGGAACUCCUCGCGAUGCUCCUGGUGCCGUGCCGACCGAGCAUCCUGGUCCAUUUGGUGCCGACGCUAGCGGAAAACAUACGUAUGAGGAAUGGUCUCCUGUCGCUGAUUGCCGCGCCUGUGCGCGCAUGUGCUGGUUCGCCAUCCAGGGCGGGGCGGUCCGAUGCGUACGAGGCCGCGUUGCGCCUGCAGCAGCGCAUGGCGCGGUUCUCUUCCUGAUCGGGUUGAUCGGGUUGGCUUCGGCUCCUACCGUCUUCCUCCUCGUCUCCGGGUUUCCUGUGAUGAUCCCGUGCGGAGCUGAAACCCCCG